Messenger RNA from Symbiodinium natans, 1152 nucleotides. NCBI's taxonomy places the organism in Eukaryota, Dinophyceae, Suessiales, Symbiodiniaceae. The record is from the annotation of a GenBank genome assembly.
AUGCCGCCUCCGAAAGAGGUCGCGCAGAAAGCGGGAGCGAGCCGAAGGAACGUGAAGGAGGUGGAGGACUCCCACUGGAAGCAGCGAGGAAAAGGAAGCAGAGCGCAAGGCAAUGCUGCGGCCACGCACCACCACGACGUGCUCGGCGAGCUCCUCUCAGAGCAGGAGCGCCUGAUACAAGCGAGGUAUGAUCACGUGGAGAGUCAUCGCAAGGAGCACUUCUCCGACCGCUUCUCCUGCUCUUCCCGUGCCUCGGCGGUGCCCCCGGCGGUGCCCUCGGCGGUGCCCACGUCGUUUUCACCUUCACAGGACACGCAUGGGGGAAUUGGUCAGGGAGAGGACGGAGACGCAACGAAGAACAGGGUGCCCUUCGAACGCACCGCCGACUUGACGGUGACGCUCCUUGGAGACUUCGUGGACGAGCUGGCGGAGGGCUACGCGCAGCCUUGGUUCCAGGAGCUGCUUCUGGAACAGCCCGAGGCGCGAGAGCUGAGCUGCCACGAGCCGGGCAGCGAGUCGGCGCGCGAGUGCGCUCGGGCCUUCCUGCGGCGCCUGCAGGAGCUCGCCUUUCAGGUUCAGAGGCCGAUCCUCCAAAGCUGGGGCUUCGAGGGCGAGCAGGGCCUCUUUGACAUGACCUCGAUUCUGCUGGAGCACUCGAAGACAGGCCCGAGCUGGCUGCAAGAGAAGAUCGACGCCUGCCUAUUUCUGCUCUACGGCGGCCCAAGCGGGCUUGUUGGGAAGCAGGCGGACGGGCAGCACCUGACUCGGGUCGGGGCUUUGCGCGUCGCAUGCCGGUACUGGGUGGUCGGAACCGGACGCCUGCGCGUCUACGUCUUCGACGGUUGGAACGCAAGGGUGGUCAAGCCACUUUGCGACGUCGCACGUGUUGUGCGGCAGCGCGUCGCCCUCGUCGCUGCGUUGACUGGGAGCGUCAGUAAGAUGGCUGACGACCCUCCCGACAGCGCCAGGCUUCGCCCCAACAAGGUCCCGGCCCCACCGAGCCCGCAGUACCUGGUCGGUAACCGGUCGGUAACUGACCUCAAAUUGCCUGUUUUUGGCCUGUUUUUGAGCUCCCGACCGGGUACCGACCAGGUACCGACCGGGUACCGACCGGGUACCGACGGGUACCGACGGGUGCUGACCGGGUACUGA